CCUCUGCAAUCAAUUCAUACCCUUUAUUCAGAUUUUGGGUUUUGCAUUCAAAUCCUUUUAUUUCAUAAGCAGCUGUAGAACUAGAUGCAGAUUUUCUAGCUCCCUUAAAUUGUUUACUUACUUUGUGUUGAAAUUGUUGCCUUCUAGAUUUACAGACUAAUUAUGAAAUUUAUUUUUUGUACACUAGAAUUUUCUAUGUCUCCUGGGGUUUAUGUUCUGAUAUGUUUAUGUGUAACUUGUCAUUGUUGGGGAAUAUGUCAGUUUUGCAGUUGGUAAGAAAUUGAAUCACAUUUUCAGUAUCUUGAGGAAUAGGACAGAUUCUGUUUUGGGAUAUUUUUUUUAUACCAGUUUGGGGUGCUUUCGCUAGAUUUUCAUUUAUAUGUAGUCACUUCCAAAGAUUUGGGUCUGUGCAUUGCUUGUGAAAGACACAUGUUGUGAUUUUAGAUUCUUUUGAUGUAAGUUUCAUGGUAUUUGUUUCCUGAUAUACCUUUUUUCUGAUACUGAACUGAUGGCAUCUUAUGUUUUAUAUCUCUUUGGUUCUGUUUCUGCUGCCGUUCUCUAAAUCAAAGCUUGGUUUCAAACUUUCAAUAGAUAGUGCAUUGCUGGAGUGUUCCCUUAUCAUCUAUAUAUAGAUGCCAGAAUGGUUCCGAAUGAUGAUAAACUUGUGAUAGAACAUGUUUAGCAGGAGACAAACACUUCCUUUGUAAAGGACCAUGCACCAAUCAUUGCAUUCCCAUGGCUGUAUCAACAGCAGCACCUGGUAAAGGAGGAGGAUUGUUAGAAAGGCCUGUUAUAGAGAAAACCACUCCCGCUCGUGAGCCUGAGGUUGAUCUCAGAAAUAUUGAAGCUAUUUCUUUACAUCAGUCAUAUUCACUUUCCAACUGUCUCAAGCUCAAUCGUUUACAAAGAAAUCGAGGAAAAUAUCAUGCUGUUAAUAUCAUGCAAGAAGCACACCACAAUGGCUUGUCAGUGGUGAUCAUAUGUGCUCAGGCUGAUGCCGAAGAACACUGCACACAACUCAGGCACAAUGGGCUUCUGAGUUCAAUUGAACCCGCAAGUGGGGGAUGUUAAUAAAAUCAAGGCGCUUCCAGGAAUAUCUCUGCACAUCAGAUACUGUACAUAAGAACAAUGCCCAUAUAUAAAUCUUGGUUGUCCUGUGGUCUAAUUGAGACAAGAGGUGGUAUUUCAAAUAAAAAGUUAUAGUUUACAGUACGUUAUAA
Rosa rugosa (rugosa rose) is the source of this 1220-nucleotide messenger RNA. RefSeq names its product ATP-dependent Clp protease adapter protein CLPS1, chloroplastic-like. NCBI's taxonomy places the organism in Eukaryota, Viridiplantae, Streptophyta, Magnoliopsida, Rosales, Rosaceae. The record is from RefSeq and is a predicted model, not a curated record. The transcript is spliced from 3 exons. Gene Ontology annotation, biological process: proteolysis. The coding region runs from base 736 to 1071 and encodes 111 amino acids.